This is a messenger RNA of Naegleria gruberi, 1050 nucleotides long. Its product is annotated as mRNA decapping protein. The coding region runs from base 1 to 1041 and encodes 346 amino acids. Gene Ontology annotation, biological process: deadenylation-independent decapping of nuclear-transcribed mRNA; deadenylation-dependent decapping of nuclear-transcribed mRNA; positive regulation of catalytic activity. Gene Ontology annotation, cellular component: P-body. NCBI's taxonomy places the organism in Eukaryota, Heterolobosea, Eutetramitea, Acrasida, Naegleriidae. The transcript has a single exon. The record is from RefSeq and is a predicted model, not a curated record. Gene Ontology annotation, molecular function: mRNA binding; enzyme activator activity.
AUGACGACGAAUAACCAAUCGAUGGCAAUGUAUUCCUCUGCUACUCAGCAACAGGAUACAAAUGGCCAACAACAACAAGAUGGUAAAAACGGUGCAAAUUAUAAUACAAACCGAUUAAACGCUAGACAACAGAUGAAUAUUGGAGUUUUAAAGAGAAAAGAUAAAUUUAUUACGACAAUACACUCGACCUUUGAUCAUGUAGUAUUUUACAAGUUUCAAGAUGAUUCAUGGGAUAAAUUGGAAGUAGAAGGAGCCAUGUUUAUUGUAGAGAGAAACGAACCAAAAUUUCCCAAGUAUCGUAUUGUAGUGAUGAAUAGAAAGAGUAGUGAUGAUUUUCGUCAAGAUAUUACAAAGGAUUUAGAAUUGGAAGUCCAUCACCCAUAUGUAUUCUAUAGAACCAAAGGUCGUAUUAUCAAGGGAAUUUGGUUCUACAAAUCUUUGCAAUGUAUUGAAUUUAAUGACCUCAUCGUUUCGUUGAAAGAAAAGGCCUAUGGAAAGACGGAACCAGAAAGCAAACAAUCAAAUACUUUUGUACAACCACCAACUACUUUGCAACCAUCUCCUCUAAUUAAUUACCAUCCAAACCAUGCUGAUUCAAUUUAUCAUCCAUCAUCACAAUCCCAUCAAAUUAAUCAUCAUCAAAACGAUUCACAACCAUCAUCAGAUGCUUCAUCUUUACUUAAGAAUAUGCUAGGAAUUGGAGGUGUAACAGGAUUACCACCAGUUGAAAAUGGUUCCUUUAAUCCAUCAUCUGCAAUGGACGGAAAUAAUUAUCUAGAUGAAGAAUCACUUAUCAGAGAACACUUUUUCAACUCUAGUGCCAAUCAACAAGUUUCUACUGUGGUUGAACCAGAAUAUUCAUCUGUGUUAUCUCAAGAGUGUGUUCAACAAUUCGGAAAGAGGAAGUUUGUCACUAAGGAAAUGUUCAUCAAUCAGCUCAUGUUCACACUAGAAUCUAACAAGGACUUUUCCGAUGCUUGCUACAAUCAAUAUUGCCAAUUUCUAGCUGAUGAAAAUAAACAAUCAGGAAAUAGGUGCUAGAUAUAUAGG